Endocarpon pusillum Z07020 is the source of this 426-nucleotide messenger RNA. RefSeq lists its product as uncharacterized. Lineage: Eukaryota; Fungi; Ascomycota; Eurotiomycetes; Verrucariales; Verrucariaceae. The coding region runs from base 1 to 426 and encodes 141 amino acids. The transcript has a single exon. The record is from RefSeq and is a predicted model, not a curated record.
AUGUCCUUCCCAUCGCUCCCCAAUCCCUUCAGCUCCUCGUCAUCCUCCUCCUCCUCCACCCAAUCCAACACCACCUCACCCUCCUCGGCUGAGUCCACCGCUCUCAAAAACCAAAUAAUGCAGACCCUCCAAACCGAAGGCAACGUCCAAAAUGCCAAAUACCUGAUCCAAAAAGUCAACGAGAACUGCUUCAACCACUGCAUCCCCGCUGACGCAUCAACAUCCCUCACCCGCUCCGAAUCGACUUGUCUGUCUGCCUGCAUGGAGAAGUAUAUCGAGGCGUGGAAUACGACGAGCAGGACAUAUAUUGCAAGGAUAUCAAGGGAGGCGCCGGGGGUGACGGCGGCUGUUGGUGGUGCUGGUGGUGCUGGGUUGGGGGGGCUUGGAGGGAUGCAGGGACCGGAUGUGGGGAAGGAGAUGUUUUGA